Manis javanica (Malayan pangolin) is the source of this 2464-nucleotide messenger RNA. Lineage: Eukaryota; Metazoa; Chordata; Mammalia; Pholidota; Manidae. The record is from RefSeq and is a predicted model, not a curated record.
CCAGGUGUGAGGGACUCUCCCCUGGCUAUUUCUGAAUCUUUAAAGAAGGGGACCCACAGGGACUGGGGCACCUAGGCUUGCAGGCUUUGUGCUGUGUAGGUGCCGCCUGCUGGCAGAGAGGGACCAGACUGAGCCUGACCUGAAGCUGUCAUCUGUCCUGCCCUGUUUCUCUCCAGACCUGACCUGUACUAGGGCAGGGUUCAUGCCCUGGCAGUGGCAUUCUCCUAUCUUCCUGGCCAUUGCCAGUUGCCACCCAUGGCUUAUCUUUCUCCCGAUGACCCUGCAGGCCACAGCUGUCUGGUGUGGUAUGAAAGCAACACCCCACUGAAGGCUGAAGUUGGGGUGCAUGAGUGUAUUGAGUAUGGGCAGGUAUGCAGCAAGUGCUAAGUGCACAUCUCCAAGGCCAUUCAUUAUCUUGUCCUGAGCCCAUGUUUGCUGUGACCAGGCCCUCUAGGGGUCCAUGCUCUGGAGACUGUGGGGGUCAGUUUGUUAGGGCCAUUCCUCCAUGGCCUGAGUACAGCUGCGUGGCUCAGGCCAACCCUGGGACUAAGUAAGAGUCUCCCAAGGUGACAUCAGUGAUGCCGCAGGCCCUGGGCCCUGCAGUCCCCGAGGCUCCCUGGGACUCAGGCCACCAGCCGCUUCCCCUCUAGAGAGACCUCCUUGCUGGCUUCAAACAGCACAGCUCUGAUCCCCAAACCUUUGGCCCUUUGGAGGCCCCAGCCCAGUGCCCGGCAGUCACAGGUGCUGAGUGCGCCCACGCCUCCUGCUGCUCUGUGUCAGCGUUGGAGACCCCCAUGGGGGACCCAGUGCAUGCAUGGCUCCCGCAGCCCCGCCAGUCGGUGCUGCAUGCACAUUGGAGGCAAACAGCCACGGCCCCCUUCCUGCUCCUCGGGGACCCCCUUCCACGGCUAGCCCCCUCCUCACCUCAUCCUCAUGUGCAUACCGGGGCUGGAACAAGGCGGGUGAGGGGCCUGCCCUACUGGGCACCAUCUCCAUUAGCUGCUUGACUCUCCCUGGUAGGUCUGAGAGGCUGCACCUGUCCCUGGGGUCAGGGUUUGGGCUCCCACAAAGGGCAGGGCAGCCGCUCCCAGCCUCUUGGGGACAGGGCCUGGGAGCAAGCAGAAGGGGCACAGCUGGGCAGCCUUCCCUCAGUGGUGCCCAGGCCGGCCGCUGUGACCAUGAAGGUCUCGGCAGGGAGGCGGUGGGACUGCUAGGGUGUGUCGGGUCUCCACCCCAGGCCUCUUUGUUCCAGCGGGUCCCUCAAGCUCUAUCAAUGAAAUCCUGGGCCCAUGCCCAGGACAACAGCCAGAGCCUCCACAGCCACAUCUAUCAGGUGCCUACUGUGUGCCAUGCGAUGCACCUGAUGGGAUCCUUCCGGCUCCACAGAUGGCGGGGCCCUGCUAGGAGAGGCUGCGGACAUGCCUGUGGUUCAGGCGUGGGUCAGUGGCUGUGUGGGGACUUCGCCACAGUACCCGGGCUGGGUCAGAGGAUGGCCCCAAGGGGGUGAGAGAAGGCAGCACUGGGGAAAGAACGGGGUGGGGUCAGUGCACGCGGCCCCAGCACAGUGGCUGGGAAGCUGGCCUAGUGCAAACAUUGUACCCACCUCCUGGCCCUGGCCAGAGACUCUGGGUAAGAGGGAGGACCCCUGGGGCCUGGGCAGAGUCCCAUCACCCGCCCCUGCUGGCCCCCGCCGGCCAGCUGUGUCUGGGGUUGGCUCCCCUGGGCACCCAGCCUCUACCCGGGUCAGGUCUGGGCGCUCCCACAGCACCUUUGCUUUUUCAGGAUCCCCUUGGCCGAAAGUCCAGGUGCUGGCUGCCGGGCCACAGGCGGCCUGUUUGGUAAACGCUCUACGGUGGCAGCAGUGGGGCUCCGGAGGGGUGACAGCUGCCAACACAGGCUGCCUUGGCCAAGCAUCAGGCUGGGCAGGGGCUCCUGGGCAGGGAGGCCAGAGUCAUGCAGGCCACUGCUGCCCACCGGCUACCACUGAUUCAUGCCCCAUCUUGCCCUGCCCCAGGUUGCCUUUGGGGAACACUGCAGAACCCUGGCCCAGCUCUACUGGCCCCAUCCCCAGCAGGUGCUGUAUGGGUUCUGCUGAAGGGAAGGUGGCGGACAGAGCGCCCAAAGGCUGGAACCAGCUGGACCACUGGAGGGUCCACUCUGUCCUGGGACAGUGACGCUGGCAAGGAAGGGGUGUGACCUGGAGGAGCUGGGCGUGCUGAGGAAGCCAGCAGGCCAGUCCAGGUCUCCAACACGGGUACAUGUUUGGGGGGCGGCGGGGAGGCGGGGUCAUACCUGAAGUCAAUUCCAGGCGGCCCAGGGAUGUGGCUGCAAUGAUUAGAUCCUAGCCUGGCCCCCUGCAGUGCCAGAAGGCCCAGUACCUUGACCUCUUAGUUCCCCCAAACCUCAACCCUGUCUGGGACUUGUGGUGGGAGGCUGUGGACACCCAUGGCUCAGCCAUGGGGAC